UAUCUAUCCGUCUUUUCUCCGAUCGCUGAAUCUUGAGGAUCUCUAGAUUUUCUCAUCUCUGUAGAGUCCUCUGGUUUUCGGAGUUCUUGUGAGAGAAUCUAGGGUUUUCUGAGACUCUUUGAGUUUAAAGAUGCAACAAAGUCAGGAGAAGAAGAACAUGAAAGAAAUGGAGUUUUUCACUGAGUAUGGUGAUGCUAAUCGUUAUCGGAUUCUUGAAGUCAUUGGGAAAGGAAGCUAUGGAGUUGUUUGUGCAGCUAUUGAUACACAUACAGGAGAGAAAGUUGCGAUAAAGAAGAUUAAUGAUGUCUUUGAACAUGUCUCUGAUGCUCUUCGUAUUCUUCGUGAGGUUAAGCUUCUACGGCUUUUAAGGCACCCUGAUAUUGUUGAAAUCAAAAGCAUCAUGCUUCCGCCUUCUAAGAGGGAGUUUAAAGAUAUUUAUGUGGUUUUUGAGCUCAUGGAAUCGGAUCUUCACCAAGUCAUCAAAGCUAAUGAUGAUUUGACUCGUGAACACCAUCAGUUUUUUCUUUAUCAGAUGCUUCGUGCUUUGAAGUAUAUGCAUACAGCUAAUGUCUACCAUCGCGAUCUUAAACCGAAGAACAUAUUGGCAAAUGCAAACUGCAAGUUGAAAGUCUGUGACUUUGGACUAGCAAGAGUGUCGUUUAAUGAUACACCUACAACAGUCUUUUGGACGGAUUAUGUUGCCACAAGAUGGUACAGGGCACCGGAGCUCUGUGGAUCGUUCUGUUCUAAGUAUACUCCAGCAAUUGACAUUUGGAGCAUUGGCUGCAUCUUCGCUGAGGUAUUAACAGGGAAGCCUUUGUUUCCUGGAAAAAGUGUUGUCCAUCAGUUAGACUUGAUUACCGAUCUUCUUGGCACACCAAAAUCAGAGACCAUUGCUGGAGUUCGAAAUGAAAAGGCUAGAAAAUAUUUGAACGAAAUGAGGAAGAAAAAUCUUGUCCCCUUUUCUCAAAAGUUUCCUAACGCCGAUCCUUUAGCAUUGCGCCUUUUGCAAAGACUGUUGGCUUUUGAUCCAAAGGAUAGGCCGACUGCUGCAGAGGCGCUGGCUGAUCCUUACUUUAAGUGCCUUGCUAAGGUUGAAAGAGAACCUUCUUGUCAGCCGAUCUCGAAGAUGGAAUUUGAGUUUGAAAGACGACGGUUGACAAAGGAUGACAUUAGAGAACUAAUAUACAGGGAGAUACUAGAAUACCAUCCGCAGCUGCUCAAGGAUUAUAUGAACUCUGAAGGCUCAAAUUUUCUAUAUCCUAGUGCCAUUGGUCAUUUGAGGAAACAAUUUGCGUACCUAGAGGAAAAUAGUGGCAAAAGUGGGCCAGUCAUACCUCCAGACAGGAAGCAUGCUUCACUUCCACGAUCUACAGUUCACUCCAGUGCAGUAAACUCCAACGCUCAACCCAGCUUAAACGCAUCAGACAGUCGACGUGUUUCUAUUGAGCCUUCAAGAAAUGGAGUAGUUCCAUCAACUUCAGCAUAUUCAACAAAACCUUUAGGGCCUCCACCAAGAGUACCAUCAGGUAGACCAGGCCGUGUUGUGGAAUCAUCUGUAACUUAUGAAAAUGACAGAAACCUUAAAGAGUCGUCCUAUGAUGCAAGGACAUCAUAUUACAGAAGCACAGUACUCCCUCCACAGACCGCAUCUCCUAACUGUUUCUUCCAUCCUAACACCAUGAACCAAGAGAAGCGUGGUGGUACAGAAGCUGCAUCUCAGCCAAAACCGCAGUUUGUACCCACCCAAUGUAACUCUGCCAAACCAGCUGAGCUGAACCCAAACCCUUAUGUCCAAUCACAACACAAGGUGGGUAUUGAUGCUAAGCUGUUGCAUGCACAAUCCCAAUAUGGUCCUGCUGGAGCCGCCGCAGUUGCAGUAGCAGCUCACCGGAACAUUGGCGCUGUUGGGUAUGGCAUGUCUUAGAAUUUAGCACAUUGGCGCUGUUGGCUAUUGCCAGAAACUCCUCUUGUUAGUCGUUAUGUAAUGUAAGUAUUAUUCGAUCAAGCCUGAUUUGAACACAUUUGAGAUUGUAAUAAAAAUGGUUCAGUUUA
Arabidopsis arenosa is the source of this 2055-nucleotide messenger RNA. Lineage: Eukaryota; Viridiplantae; Streptophyta; Magnoliopsida; Brassicales; Brassicaceae. The record is from the annotation of a GenBank genome assembly.